AUGAGUGUGGAGAUUCCGGCUGGUUUGACCGAUCUGCUGAAGGGCUACACGGUGGAGGUCUUGAAGCAGAGGCCGUCUGACCUCCUGGAGUUUGCGGUGCAGUAUUUCACCCGCCUGAAGGAGCAGAGAAACGCUGAAGAGGGGAACCGCCGCAAUGCUGAGAUCAGCUGCCGCAACACCAGCAGGUCUCCAGUUCAGAGAGGAGUGGCCUUUGAUAAAGACACAACACCCACAGAGUCCAGUGAGGAAGAGGAGGACGAGGAGGACGAGGAAGACGAGGAAGAUGAUGACUUCCCAGACGAUUUCACAUUCAAACCGCCGCCUCCCACUAAAUCCAACCGCAGAGUAUCAGUGUGUGCAGAGGCGUAUAACCCAGAUGACGAUGAGGAUGACGACUCUGAGCCGAAGGUUGUCCACCCCAAAACUGACCAGCAGCGCUCCAGACUUCAGGAGGCCUGCAAAGACAUAUUACUGUUCAAAACUCUGGAAAAGGAACAGUUCGCAGAGGUUUUAGACGCCAUGUUUGAGGUGCUGGUGAAGCCACAAGAGCACAUCAUCGACCAAGGAGACGACGGAGAUAAUUUCUAUGUCAUUGAGAGGGGUGUGUAUGAUAUCGUGGUGAAGAUGAAGGAUGGAGUGAGCCGCUGUGUGGGGAAGUAUGAUAAUAAAGGCAGUUUUGGGGAGCUGGCGCUGAUGUAUAACACUCCACGAGCGGCCACUAUCAUCGCCACCCAGUCGGGGGCGCUGUGGGCUCUGGACAGAGCAACGUUCCACAGACUCAUCGUGAAAAAUAACGCCAAGAAAAGGAAAAUGUACGAGGCCUUCAUCGAGUGUGUUCCCCUGCUGAAGUCCCUCGAGUUGUCUGAGCGGAUGAAGAUUGUUGACGUUUUAGGAGCGAGAGCUUACAAAGAUGGAGAGCAGAUCAUUAAACAGGGCGACGAGGCCGACUGCUUCUACGUAGUGGAGUCUGGAGUGGUGAAGAUUCUGAUCAAGAGCAAAACUAAAGCAGGUCAGAGGGGUAAUGAGGAGGUGGAGGUCGCCCGCUGCAGCAGGGGGCAGUAUUUCGGAGAGCUGGCGCUGGUCACUAAUAAACCGAGAGCUGCGUCUGUCUAUGCUGUGGGAGAGACCAAGUGUUUAGUGAUUGAUGUCCAGGCGUUUGAGCGCUUGCUGGGCCCGUGUAAAGAGAUCAUGAAGAGAAACAUCGCUUCGUACGAGGAGCAGCUGGUGGCGCUGUUCGGAUCCAGCGACGAUCUAAAACACUGA
Molecule: messenger RNA, 1263 nt
Organism: Colossoma macropomum (tambaqui)
Lineage: Eukaryota; Metazoa; Chordata; Actinopteri; Characiformes; Serrasalmidae
Gene: prkar2ab
Product: protein kinase, cAMP-dependent, regulatory, type II, alpha, B
Exons: 11
Coding region: 1-1263 (420 amino acids)
Biological process (GO): regulation of protein phosphorylation
Cellular component (GO): cAMP-dependent protein kinase complex
Molecular function (GO): cAMP-dependent protein kinase regulator activity
Source: RefSeq, a predicted model, not a curated record